Molecule: messenger RNA, 693 nt
Organism: Pterocles gutturalis (yellow-throated sandgrouse)
Lineage: Eukaryota; Metazoa; Chordata; Aves; Pterocliformes; Pteroclidae
Gene: TACC1
Product: transforming, acidic coiled-coil containing protein 1
Exons: 7
Coding region: 1-693 (230 amino acids)
Biological process (GO): cerebral cortex development; mitotic spindle organization; cell population proliferation
Cellular component (GO): cytoplasm
Source: RefSeq, a predicted model, not a curated record
AUGGACAAGCCCCCCGUGGUCAUCACCAGCCUGAGUAGGAGCGAGAGUCCCCUGGACGGCAUCUGCCUCAGCGAGUCUGAGAAGUCGGCCGUGCUCACGCUCAUCCGGGAGGAGAUCAUCACAAAGGAGAUUGAAGCCAACGCCUGGAAGAAGAAAUACGAAGAGAGCCGCCAAGAAGUCUUGGAGAUGAGGAAAAUCGUGGCUGAGUACGAGAAGACCAUUGCCCAGAUGAUCGAGGACGAGCAGAGGACGAACAUGACGUCUCAGAAGAACCUGCAGCAGCUCGCCAUGGAAAAGGACCAGGCGCUGGCAGACCUCAACUCGGUGGAGAGGUCCUUGUCGGAUCUCUUCCGGAGAUACGAGAACCUGAAGGGUGUCCUGGAAGGCUUUAAGAAGAAUGAAGAAGCUCUGAAGAAGUGCGCUCAGGAUUAUUUAAUGCGGGUCAAGCAAGAAGAGCAGCGGUAUCAGGCCCUGAAAGUCCAUGCAGAAGAGAAAUUGGACAAAGCCAACGAGGAGAUCGCCCAGGUGCGCACCAAGGCCAAGGCGGAGAGCGCGGCGCUGCACGCGGGGCUGCGCCCCCAUCUGUGCCGCCACCGGGGUUCUCAGGGUCCGCUUCCCUUCCAGAACCAGGAGAUCGAGGAGCUGACCAAGAUCUGCGACGAGCUGAUAGCAAAGCUGGGGAAGACAGACUGA